Cryptomeria japonica (Japanese cedar) is the source of this 2304-nucleotide messenger RNA. RefSeq names its product subtilisin-like protease SBT4.14. The record is from RefSeq and is a predicted model, not a curated record. Bases 1 to 2304 code for a protein of 767 amino acids. Gene Ontology annotation, biological process: proteolysis. The transcript is spliced from 11 exons. Lineage: Eukaryota; Viridiplantae; Streptophyta; Pinopsida; Cupressales; Cupressaceae. Gene Ontology annotation, molecular function: serine-type endopeptidase activity.
AUGAUAAGCACUGCAACUGCCAUGGCCGCCCCUACCAUAACUUAUCUUCUUUUCUUCAUGAUCUUCAUUUUGAUAAUGUUGCAUGCUCAAAUUUUCUGCAUAGAAGCGUCUUCUGAUGAAGAUAAAAAGCUACAUGUUGUUUACAUGGGCCAAGCUCCAUCACAAGAUAAUGGACAUUCUUACACAACAGCUGUUGCAUUGCACCUUGAUAUGCUCGAAUCUGUGCAUGGAAGCCGGGAGGCAGCAGAGGACUCGUUGAAGUAUAGUUAUUGGAAGAGCUUUGGUGGAUUUGCUGCUAUGCUUUCUUCAUCCCAUGCCCAACAGCUCUCAAAUAUGGAUGGUGUGGUCUCUGUGUUUGAGAGCAAGGAAGUGCAACUUUUAACCACAAGAUCAUGGGAUUUUGUUGGCUUUCCUGCUUCUGCUCAGAAUAAUAAUCUGGGUUAUCAAAGUGACAUCAUCAUUGGUGUCAUUGACACAGGAAUAUGGCCAGAAUCAGAGAGUUUCAGUGACACUGGAUUUGGUCCAGUGCCAUCCAAAUGGAAAGGUGGAUGUCACACAACAGCAGAUUUCCCUGCCUGCAACAAGAAACUAGUGGGAGCAAAGUUUUAUCGUACUUUACCAUAUCCAGCACCUUCAUUUGAUUUUCUAUCUCCAAGAGAUCUAUUUGGCCAUGGAACACACACCUCUUCUACAGCUGCUGGAAAUCAUAUAAAAAAUGCUAGCCUUUAUGGGAUUGCUAAAGGAGAUUCAAGAGGUGGAGUCCCUGGAGCAAGAAUUGCUAUGUAUAAAGUUUGUUGGGUUGCUCUGAUAGCUCCCGCAUGUUCAUAUGCAGACAUUCUUGCAGCAUUUGAUGAUGCCAUCGAUGAUAGUGUAGACAUAAUUUCUAUUUCACUUGGUUCAAAUAUAGCCCUUAACUACUUUGAGGAUGUUAUUGCCAUUGGAGCAUUUCAUGCGAUGAAGAAAGGGAUUUUGGUGUCAAAUUCAGCUGGAAAUUCUGGACCUAACAAGGGAUCAGUUGUCAAUUCUUCUCCAUGGUCUCUAACUGUAGCUGCAAGCACCAUUGAUCGCAAAAUGGAAUCUGAACUUCUUUUAGGGAACAACAUAUCUAUACAAGGACUUUCUAUAAACACCUAUACUAUGGAGCAACCAUGGUAUCCUUUAGUAUAUGGAGGGGAUGUUGCUAAUAUUUCUGGAGGCUUUAAUUCAAGUUAUUCAAGCAUUUGUGAACCUGGUUCUCUAGAUAGCACAAAAGUGAAAGGAAAGAUAGUGCUUUGCUAUUACUAUCCAGAUGAACCAGACGAUUCCGUUUAUUCUGCUGGUGGUGCAGGUGUUAUCAUAAUACUAGAUUCAUUGAAUGAUACAGCAUUUACAUGGUUUAAUCCUGCAACAGUGAUAUCGAGUAAACAAGGAGAACUUGUAUUUUCUUACAUCAACUCUGCUAGAUCUCCUAUUGCAAAAAUUCAAAAAACUACGACUCCCAAAAUAUCAGCACCCAUUGUGGCUUCCUUCUCAUCUCGAGGUUACAAUCCAAUUACUUUGGAAAUUUUGAAGCCUGAUAUUACAGCACCAGGCGUAGAUAUUCUAGCAUCUUGGCCUAGUAAGACACCACUUACUUACUAUACAGAGGAGACAAGAUACCCUGAUUUCAAUAUAAUAUCUGGAACCUCCAUGUCAUGUCCACAUGCUGCAGGAGCUGUCGGAUUUAUAAAGUCAUAUCAUAAUGAUUGGUCUCCAGCUGCUAUCAAAUCUGCUCUAAUGACUACAGCAUUUGUAAUGGAUCCAACACUUGUUGGAAAUGGAGAUGCAGAAUUUGGGUAUGGGGCCGGGCAAAUAAAUCCAUUGAUGGCCAUUGAUCCAGGGCUUGUGUAUGAUGCAAAUGUAGAUGAUUAUAUCAAUUUGCUUUGUACAGAAGGUUAUAAUGACACCACAUUGCGUUUGGUGACAGGAGACUCUAGCAGUUGUGACUUUAUAGAGCCAUCUAAAAUUGGAGCAAGAAAACUUAACUACCCUUCAAUAAUGGUUUUUACUGCUUUAGAGAAAUCGUUUCAAGCUGAAUUCCCCAGAACUGUUACCAAUGUAGGAGUUGCAAAAAGUACAUAUAAGGCUAUUUUAAGUGCACCCUCUGGGAUCAAUGUGACAGUAGAACCAGACACACUAUCAUUUACAUCAUUGAACCAAAAGUUAUCAUUUAAUGUUACAAUUGAAGGCGGAUCCAUAGUUUCUGAGACAUUGCUUUCAGGUGCCUUAACAUGGAGCUAUGCAAACUACACUGUUAGAAGCCCAAUCACUAUCUAUGCUAUUUAA